UUAACGGGGUCGAGUUGGCGGCCAGAGUUGUGCGAGAAAGAGAGCGCGGAGGAGACAAACGACCUCCUCGAGCCCAACGUCCUCCCUCGGUCGACCGGUCUGCGUUCUGCUCGUCUUCGACAACAUUCGCCACCUUUUCGAAGCGAAAGCAGCGUUCAAUUCUCAAUUUCAAAUUUUCCUGACCCCAGGGGUCAGUUGAUCGGUUCGAAGUUCCGCCGCGGUGAGGCAGUUGCGCAGACUGCCAGGGAGAAUUGGCGUCGCGGUGAAGAAUGAAGAUCGAGGAGGUCCAGUCGACCACCAAGAAGCAGAGAGUUGCCUCGCACACGCACAUCAAGGGCCUCGGUCUUAAGGAUGAUGGACGAGCUGUGGGAAUGGGGGCGGGUUUUGUUGGUCAAGAAGCAGCACGAGAAGCUGCUGGGCUUGUCGUUGACAUGAUUCGGCAGAAGAAGAUGGCAGGUAGAGCUCUUUUGCUUGCCGGUGCGCCCGGCACCGGAAAGACAGCAUUAGCUCUGGGUAUUGCUCAGGAGCUAGGCAGCAAGGUACCAUUCUGUCCCAUGGUAGGGUCAGAGGUUUAUUCUUCGGAAGUGAAGAAAACAGAGGUUCUGAUGGAGAACUUUCGACGAGCCAUAGGCUUGCGAAUCAAGGAGAAUAAGGAGGUCUAUGAAGGAGAGGUUACAGAACUUAGCCCUGAAGAAAGUGAAAGUACUACAGGUGGUUAUGGAAAGAGUAUAAGUCACGUGAUAAUCGGAUUGAAGACAGUAAAGGGUACUAAACAGUUAAAGCUCGAUCCGACCAUUUAUGAUGCACUUAUUAAGGAAAAGGUGUCUGUAGGAGAUGUUAUCUACAUUGAGGCAAACAGCGGGGCUGUGAAAAGAGUUGGAAGAAGCGAUGCUUUCGCUACGGAGUUCGAUUUGGAAGCAGAAGAAUAUGUUCCUCUACCUAAGGGUGAAGUUCACAAGAAGAAGGAAAUUGUUCAAGAUGUCACUUUGCAUGAUCUUGAUGCUGCAAAUGCACGACCGCAAGGUGGUCAGGAUAUCUUGUCCAUGAUGGGACAGAUGAUGAAACCGAAAAAGACUGAAAUUACAGACAAACUUCGCCAAGAAAUUAACAAGGUGGUGAAUAGAUACAUCGAUCAAGGUGUUGCGGAGCUCGUUCCAGGUGUGUUAUUUAUCGACGAGGUACACAUGCUCGAUGUUGAAUGCUUUACCUACUUGAAUCGUGCACUUGAAAGCUCGUUGGCUCCUAUAGUAAUCUUUGCUACAAAUCGUGGCAUUUGUACUGUCCGUGGCACGGACAUUAGCAGCCCCCACGGAAUUCCUGUGGACCUUUUGGAUCGUUUGGUCAUCAUUAGAACUCUUCCAUAUACUUCGGCUGAGAUGGUUCAGAUUUUGGCCAUUCGUGCUCAGGUAGAAGGUUUGGUAGUAGAUGAGGAGAGUCUAGCAUAUCUUGGAGUUAUUGGGGAUAGAACGUCACUCAGACACGCAGUGCAGCUGUUGACACCGGCAAGCAUAGUAGCACGUACUAAUGGACGUGAUGACAUUUCGAAGGGGGACCUUGAGGAUAUUGCAGACCUAUUCUUGGAUGCGAAGGCUUCGGCAAGACUUCUACAAGAGCAGUCAGAUAAAUACAUAUCACAAUAGGAUAUUUCAUCUAGCGAGGGCUAGACGGUGGUUGACGAUACUUAGAGACAUGUACUGAGAUUGAUAGAGAUAGUUGUUUCUACUGAAGGGCAUAAGUGCUUCCUGGUUUCCGGCUCAUAGCUCUUAACUUUGUACUUUUAGAAUACAAUUUUGACCAUAUGUAUGGGUUUUGAGGAGCUUUACGACACGUCUAAGAGUUUGCUAGCGUAUUUCACCACGCAGGUUCCGUUGAUGUAACCGCAUGCAGCUGGGUCGUGAUCCCAUCAUGUUGAGUAUAUAUAGGCAGAUACUGCGGAUGACCAUCAUCUCAAAUGCAGACACUCUUCCAGAAUCUGUAACCAUCGUCGAAUAGUCAAAUCAGCAUGAAAUUUCAGUUUACGUUGUACAUUCAACGUCAACCGGAUUACACUUGAUUGACAAUCGAAUGAGCUGUUGGAUGGGGUUUUACUUCUACCUAGAAAGCUGUUCAGUACUUUUUGUGUCAACCCGUUUUUGGGCUGAGUUCCUUG
Molecule: messenger RNA, 2149 nt
Organism: Marchantia polymorpha subsp. ruderalis
Lineage: Eukaryota; Viridiplantae; Streptophyta; Marchantiopsida; Marchantiales; Marchantiaceae
Source: the annotation of a GenBank genome assembly